AUGAGCUACUCGUCUCGCUAUUCAAGUUCAUAUUCAAAUCGCUAUUCUGAUCGUUAUGGUGACUCUUCAACUAAUUAUGGGGACACUUCUAGUCGUUACACAUCCAAGUCCGACUAUUCUAGUCGACUUGGGGAUUUAACUGAGAAAGAAUUAACCGACACUUCUGGUUACAGUAAGCGCAGAUCCAAGUAUGCAGCCUAUUAUGAGUCAGCCUACACAACGGACAUUGACAACUACUCUUCCAGAAGCAAAAAAACAGGCAUGGAUGACGAAGAUGUUUCCGAAAAAAAGUGCCGUAAUCACGAUGAAACUAUGAUUGAAGGGAAACUGAAUGACGAAGAGGUUAUAAUGAAGCGCGAAGAGAAUUUAGGGAAGAGCAGAGAGAAAAAAUACGUAAAAGAACCAAAUUACGGUGAAAAUGAACUGGUAACGUCUUCAGCUGAGCAGAAAGUGGAAAAUGAUGAAGAAGAAAGUGUCUUCACGCCGGCGAAGCAAAUAGAAGAAAAUGAGGAAAAUGCCGAAUACGAGAACUUGAAUGACGCGUUUAGUCUACUAUAG
This is a messenger RNA of Strongylus vulgaris, 558 nucleotides long. The record is from the annotation of a GenBank genome assembly. NCBI's taxonomy places the organism in Eukaryota, Metazoa, Nematoda, Chromadorea, Rhabditida, Strongylidae.